UCGCUUUUACGAGCGAGCAAAGUCGAACGCGACGCUCUUUCCCCAAGAAUAGCCCCGGUAAACGUUCUCCGUUCCGAGUCCGAGAGCUAUUUUUAUGGGGUACCUUGGACUCGUUGAACGUUCUCCUCUCCUAGAGACUCACCCGUGGAAUUACAGAUCGGAAGCGUUCGAAGCCAUUGUAACAGGAUUUAGACUGGAGAUCUUACGCAGUCAAUGAAACUCCUGUCUAAAUCCGAUUUGAAAAUCGAUACAACCUCGAGGGAAACAGCCGCGGCCUCGCGAUCGUAUAAUCACCGAUUGUCACCGUUUGCAGCGAUCUCGGCGAUUCCGAAAAUAGUCUGCGAGACGAUCCACGCCCUGGAGCUGCACGAUGAGACGCCCUCGUGGAAGAUCAUGGACAAUAAGGGACGGGUCACGGUGGUGCUGCACUGGGACCAGCGAUCGUCGACGUCGUCCCAGGGGCAGCAGCAGCAGAAGGGUCAAGACGUGCAGGCCUCCAAGUACUCGCCGACCAAGAAGACCGAUCUGAGCGGUGGCCAGCGGCCGCCGUUGGUCAUCCAGACGAGCCUCGACCAGCUCAACUACGGGGGGAAGCUGGGACACCUGGCGGCGGAGGUCGGGCCGAGUCGAUACACCAGCCCCCAUAUCACUGUGAUAAAUCAUGACGACAUGCAGCAGCAGUCGUCCGGGCUGCAGCCGCAGCCGCAACCGCACGGGAUCCCGGGCAGGCUGGUGAAGCAGGGUACCAACUCGUUCGACAGCACCACGAUCCAUAUCCACACGCCGGAGUGCUCUAACCACAUCCAUCAGCCGGUGGCGAGGAACGGGAGCCCGGUGAACGGCGCCGACGGUGGUCCCAGCGGCGAGUGCGACUUCCACUGCUGCGCGCUCCACGAGGAAGGACGGAGGAUCGCCGUUCACAAGUCGGUGGCCACCUCGCCGAUCCAAGACGCCCAGCAUCAGCAGUACCACCACCACCCGCACCAGCAGCAGCCGCAGCAGACGCAGACGCAGACUCCCUCGCCGCAGCCGCCCUCCUCGUUGUCCGACGGCACGAGACGGACGGGACUUAGCAAGGGCCACGUGCGUUUCUGCGACACGGCCGACGAGGAGUCCAGCUCGAGAAUCAGCGGAUCGGCCGGUGCCGGCGGUUUCCAUCUGCCGCAUCAUCAGAACCAUCACCAGGAGCACGACAGCUCCGAGUCCGAGACCGAGAACACGAUGAUCGAAGAUGAGAUCGUCACCUCGGAGAAGUUUCUAUUGCUGAUCGAUCAGCUGACCGUCGAUCAGAAGCAUCUGAGCAUCAAGGAUAUCGGGAUCAUCCUAGAACGGCUCAGCUCGAAGAUCCUCGACGUCGAGCGGCUGGAUCGCGAGAGCGAAAGUGAGGAAUGUUACAACUGGACGAUCAAGGCGAUCAUCAGGGGCGACGUGUUGAGGGAACUGGGUGUCAUCUACAACGGGAACUACUACGCGAUCUCGGAGCAUCCCGGAUACAAGGAGGAGUCCGAGGAGAAUAACGAAGAUAACGAAGAGGAAGAGGAGGAUAGACUUUAAUAUGAUGCUGUUUCUCUAGAUAGAUAGAUAGAUAGAUAGAU
This is a messenger RNA of Ceratina calcarata, 1595 nucleotides long. RefSeq lists its product as uncharacterized. The record is from RefSeq and is a predicted model, not a curated record. The transcript is spliced from 2 exons. NCBI's taxonomy places the organism in Eukaryota, Metazoa, Arthropoda, Insecta, Hymenoptera, Apidae. Bases 214 to 1554 code for a protein of 446 amino acids.